AUGGAAAUCGAACUCCAGUCCAAGAGCCACGUCUCGGCCACCCGCGAGAUGGACGCCAAAUCCAUGGACAGCGACGAGCGCGACCGCGCGCAGCUCAUGCGUCUGGGCAAGCGGCCAGUCUUGAAGCGAACGUACGGCUUCAUGUCCAUUCUCGGCUUCACCACCACCAUCCUCGUCACCUGGGAGGGCGUCCUCCUUGUGUUCGACAUUGGUCUUGUCAAUGGCGGUCCUGCCGGAAUGAUCUACAUGUACCUGUUCGCCUGGCUGGGUGCCUGGUGUACCUUUGCCUCUCUCUGCGAACUGGCUUCAAUGGCCCCCAUCUCCUCCGGACAGUAUUACUGGGUCGCCAUGCUUUCCCCCCCCUCGUGCCAGCGCUUUCUCUCCUAUCUGACCGGCUGGAUGACCACCGUCGGAUGGCAGGCUCUGGUCGCGUCGACGGGCUACAUCUCCGGCACCCUGAUCCAGACAUUGGUGAUCAUCACGGUGCCCGGCUACGAAGCCACCAGCUGGCAGGGCACGCUGAUCAUCUUCGCUGUGCUGCUGUUCGGUUUUGCCAUCAACACCGCCGCCCGCCGGCUGCUGCCCACCCUCGAAGGCCCCGUGCUGUGCAUCCACAUCCUGGCCUUCUUCGGCGUGCUGGUGCCCCUGUGCGUGCUGAGCUCCAAGCGCGACUCGUCAGAGGUCUGGGCUUUGUUCAUCAACCAGGGCGGCUGGUCCACGCAAGGUCUGUCGACGAUGAUCGGCCUGCUCAUGUCCAUCUUUUUAUUCACAGGAGUCGACGGUGCCAUCCACAUGUCCGAGGAGAUUCGUAACGCGGCGGUCGUCGUGCCUCGUUCCAUCAUGGCCAGUAUGGGCAUCAAUGGCGCGUUUGGCUUCGGUAUCCUUCUCGCCGCGCUGUAUGCCACCGCCAACAUCGACGACACCCUCGCCAGUCCCGCCGGAGAAGCAGGAUAUCCGUUUCUCGACAUCUUGCAGAAGGGCAUCGGCUCUCUCCGCGGGGCUGUCGCCAUGGGCUCUAUCAUCACUUUCAUGCAGACCUUUGGUAACGUCGCCGACAUGGCCGCCGCCUCGCGCAUGUGGUGGUCCUUUGCUAGAGACAAGGCUGUUCCAGGAUGGCGCUUUUUCGUUAAGCUCGACUCACGCACUUCCCUUCCCGUCCGGUGCAUCCUCUUCACCAUCGUCGUCUCCGCCCUCCUCUCCCUCAUCAACAUCGGAAGCAGCACCGCCUUCAACGACGUCGUCUCCCUCGUCACAUCAGGCUAUUACUCCUCUUACCUCAUGGCGAGCGGGCUCCUCCUCUACCGCCGUCUCACGGGCGCCAUUUCCGUCCCGGGCGCUGAUGAUUCCCCCUACGAGCCUGUCAAUAACGUCGGCCGUCGCCUCGUCUGGGGACCGUGGAGGAUCCCGGGUGUGAUGGGUGUGCUUAUCAACGCCUUUUCAGUCGUGUACCUUACUGUCGCGCUGUUCUGGUCCUUCUGGCCGUCAUAUUACCCCGUUACCCCCGUGAACAUGAACUAUAAUGUUCUUAUCAUCGGGGCGGUGCUGUUGUUUUCGGUCCUGUAUUACAUUUUCCAUGCGCGAAAGGAGUACACGGGUCCUAUUGUCGAGACCACUGCGGCGGAUAUUUAG
Penicilliopsis zonata CBS 506.65 is the source of this 1629-nucleotide messenger RNA. RefSeq lists its product as hypothetical. The coding region runs from base 1 to 1629 and encodes 542 amino acids. The transcript has 5 exons. Gene Ontology annotation, biological process: transmembrane transport. Lineage: Eukaryota; Fungi; Ascomycota; Eurotiomycetes; Eurotiales; Aspergillaceae. Gene Ontology annotation, cellular component: membrane. Gene Ontology annotation, molecular function: transmembrane transporter activity. The record is from RefSeq and is a predicted model, not a curated record.